This is a messenger RNA of Corythoichthys intestinalis (scribbled pipefish), 3986 nucleotides long. RefSeq names its product regulator of telomere elongation helicase 1 (gene rtel1). Gene Ontology annotation, biological process: DNA replication; DNA repair; negative regulation of t-circle formation. Gene Ontology annotation, molecular function: DNA polymerase binding; hydrolase activity, acting on acid anhydrides, in phosphorus-containing anhydrides; ATP binding. The record is from RefSeq and is a predicted model, not a curated record. The transcript has 32 exons. The coding region runs from base 168 to 3581 and encodes 1137 amino acids. Gene Ontology annotation, cellular component: nucleus. Lineage: Eukaryota; Metazoa; Chordata; Actinopteri; Syngnathiformes; Syngnathidae.
CUAACGUAGGACGGAAGUUGUCUGCAGGCGCCAAGGCAUACCAGGACACAAGCACUUCCCAGCCGACAAUGACUUAUACUUCUGUUUUUAACUGCUUCUAGUGACAAAGGAGUUGGUUAUUUCAGUUUUAUACAAUUUUAGCAUUUUAUUGCACAUCCAAGUGUAUCAUGCCUUCAAUAUUUUUGGACGGAGUGACAGUGCAGUUUCCUUUCACACCGUAUGACUGUCAGAAGAAGUACAUGGAGAAAGUGAUUAAAUGUCUCAAGGAGAAGUUAAAUGGAGUCCUGGAGAGUCCCACAGGCACUGGGAAAACCUUGUGUCUACUCUGUGCCACCUUGGCUUGGAGGGAGCACUUCAAAGACACCAUCUCUGCACAGAAAAUAUCUGAAAGGUUGGAGGGAAAAGAGAUGUUUACCAAUAAAUCUCUAGAAUUUUGGGGAUCCGCUUCAGAAGCUGGUUCUACGGCAGUCUCUUACAGUGAUGUUCCCCAGAUCAUAUAUGCAUCACGGACACACUCACAGCUUACCCAAGUGGUUAAUGAGUUAAAGAACACGUCAUACAAACCUAAGGUGUCUGUGUUGGGGUCAAGAGAGCAGUUGUGUAUCAAUCCAGAGGUGAGGCGUCAGGAAAGCAACCAUGUCAAGGUCCAUAUGUGUCGAGCGAAGGUAUCGACAAGGUCAUGUGUCUUCUACAAUAAUGUUGAAGAGAAAAGUACUGACAGAGUAUUGGUGGAAUCUAUUGUCGACAUGGAAGACCUGGUCAAAUUUGGCAACAAACAAAGGGCUUGCCCAUAUUAUCUCUCACGUUCUUUAAAACAGCAGGCUGAUGUGGUCUUUGCGCCGUAUAACUACCUGCUGGAUCCAAGGACCCGGAAAGCUCACAGCAUCGAUUUGGCUGGAUCAGUGGUCAUCUUAGAUGAAGCCCAUAAUGUAGAGAAGACGUGUGAAGAGGCAACCUCAUUUGACAUAACGCCAUAUGACCUAGCCUCUGCUAUUGAUGCGCUAACCAGAUUGCUAAGUGAACAUGUGCAACAAGCUAGCCUUGGGGAAGCUUCUUCAUCUGGUUUAAACCCAGAAGCUGUUGCUAAUCUCAAAGAGAUUGUGUUGAAACUGGAGGAAGCUAUUGAUUCCUAUGAGGUUCAGGAUGAUAAAGGCAUAACAAAACCUGGAAUCUUCAUAUAUGAGUUGUUAGAGAGAGCCUCCUUGACAUACAAAACCAAGGACACAGUGUUUGAAGCCCUUGAGCAGAUCGUUGGAUUCUUUGCAGGACAGCCAGGUUUAUUUACCAAUACAGGUGGAUUGCAGAAGCUCAUGGAUAUGUUACAGUUGGUAUUCUGUGGUGAAGCAUCGCAGAAGGAGCUGCAACAGAAAAUGGAGGCUAAUACAGCUUCCUUUAAGGUUCACAUCCAUAAAGACACCAGCGCUCAGAAAAAACAAAAAAAUGGCGAUCCUUGGGGUUCAUCAACAAAGAAAACAGGAAACAUUCUCAGCUACUGGUGUUUUUCUCCGGGCUACAGCAUGAAGGACCUGGAGAAUCAAGGUGUUCGGUGCAUCAUUCUGACCAGUGGUACCCUCUCUCCCUUGAACUCCUUCACCUCUGAGAUGAGGAUAAAAUUUCAAGUGUCUUUGGAAAACAGCCAUGUAAUUGAGCGGGAUCAAAUCUUUGUAAGUGUCAUUGAACAGGGACCAGACAGGGUACAGUUGAGUUCAGCAUAUGAUCGAAGAUUUCUUCCUGAGAACCUGUCAUCUUUAGGAAACACCGUGGUCAAUCUGACCCGGGUUGUACCACAUGGUCUCCUUUUGUUUUUCCCAUCGUUCUACUUAAUGGAAAAAACCUUGGAGUUCUGGAGAGAACACGGACAUGCAGAUCGCAUUGAAAGCGUAAAGCCAAUGUUUAUUGAGCAAAAAGGGAAAGGAGCCUUUACUGAGACUAUUGGAGCGUAUUACAAUAAAGUGAGUGAUUCGCAAUCAAGAGGCGGAAUCUUUGCUGCAGUGUGUCGAGGAAAGGCUAGCGAGGGUCUGGAUUUUGCAAAUACAUAUGGUCGCGGUGUUAUCAUUACCGGACUCCCUUUUCCACCGAAGAUGGACCCCCGGGUCAUUCUGAAGAUGCAAUUCUUGGAUGAGAUGAACCGAAAAAAAUUAGGUGGAGAGAAGUUCCUUACAGGGCAAGAGUGGUACAGAGAGCAGGCUUUCAGAGCUGUCAACCAGGCUAUUGGCAGGGUCAUUCGCCACAAGGAUGACUAUGGAGCCAUCUUCCUUUGUGAUCAGAGGUUUAAAAGCAAAGAUGUACAAUCUCACCUUCCAUCUUGGUUGAAGCCCUAUGUACGGUCUUAUGACAACUUUGGGAACAUUGUCCGUGAUGUCUGCCAGUUCUUCAGAGUGGCACAGAAAAUGAGGCCUGUGUUGGAGAAGAAUCCUGCGACUGAUCAGUUACUCUGUCCCGCAAGUAGUUCUGAGUUGUCUGUCCCUCAUUGUUCUGGUGCUACCCAAAAGCCAUGCACUCAGAAGGCGAAAAUUGUGGAGAUGCACACUUCUACCCUUAAAAGGAGAAGAACCGAUGAAGAUAUUGAAUAUGCGAGUAUUUUUAAACAAUACGAGUCGCCGAGUCAAAAGUCUAAAAUGAAACCAGGCAGUCUGUUUGAUGCCUUGGAGCGAGUAGAGCAAAGACGACGCAAUGACGCUUUGGGAGAAGAGAUGCAAAGCAAUUGGUCCACACUGUCGCUUCAAUACGACAAGAAGAUGGAUGAAAUGAUGCGAGGGGGGAAACGCAAAAUAAAUUUGGUGCCAGAACAGAAGCCAAGUGUCUCUGUAGUUGUUACUGGCAAUGGGAAAAACAGUAUUGCGAAGACAUUCCUUGGAGAAAUGAAGUCAUCACUGAGCCAGGUCAACUUUGAGAAAAUUCGUCAAGCUCUGUAUACGUAUAAGAAAGAUGACAAUCUGGACCAGCUGCUUCUAAACACGUCUUUAUUAACCGAUGACCCUCAUACUUACAGACUUUUACGCGGUUUGUACCCCUUCGUGCGGCCACAUCACAGAAAGAUAUUUGAUGAGAAGUGCCUGGAACAGACCGGUACUGGCUGUGGGUACAAAGCGGAACACUCAGUAUAUACAGAUGAAAAGAAAGCAAGAAUGCCACCUAGUGCUGAACAAACCAGUGAGCUUUCGUCAUCCAAAUCCGAUUUACCUUCAAGUACGCAUUUUGAUGUAGAGCAAUCCAAACAAGGAGGACAUCAAGGUCUCCAAGAAAAUCAAACUGGGGCUGAUUCAAAAACCCAAGUUCAGACCGCCUUUCUGGCUGACGUCAAAAAAGGACUCGGCCCGGAGGGAUCUGCUCAACUCUUUAAAGCUGUUAAUGACUACAAGAAGACCGACAACUAUGACAAUAUGGUGGCUGCAGCCGUGGCCUUAUUCACAGAAAAAGAUGAAAACUUCAGCCUUUUAGUCAGAUUUGGCAGCGUCAUUCGCCCUCACCAUAAGAAGCAAUACAAAGAGAUGUUGAGCGCGUUGAUGGGUCAGUCUGCUGACACAGUUCCUGCACAAAUGGACCAGACAAAAAUUGAGGAAAGGCAAUCAAGUGCAUGAUACUCAAGUUCACAUAAUUUCCAAAGCAUUUAUACUCAGAAGGCGUGUUUGUAUAUACUAUACUGUACUGUAUAUUUUUGAAUUUUGAAUGUUUCCUACUUCAAUAAAAUGCACAUUUGAUUGACAAAGAUUUGUCUUCACAUAACACUCAAUUUUGUCUUGAUGCUUAAACCAGGCUCUCACAAAUAUUUGAUGUGAAUAUAUGAAUAUAAAUUUAAAAAGUUCAAAUACACAUUUUGACCACUCCCAAUCAAAAUAGACUGGAUGUCUAUCACUUUCAAAUUCAUUGAGUUGAUAAUUUUGCCCACAUUGCUAAGUAUACUUGUUCUUGUUAUUUUGAGGUGUGUGAUAGUGUAAAAUGGCAUUUUGUAUUAGUAUUUGGCUAAAAGUGUUCUAUGCCGUUAU